CUCUAUAUGCUAGCUGCCUGUGAUUAGCCACGUCAUGUAAAGUUAGCAGUGGAGCACUUCUGAUAAAAAAGCAGCGAGUGUUCGCAGUGUGUUGGUGAUAUUAGCUCAUUCUUAAAGAGCAGCUUUUGUUUCAUGGUUAUAACUCGGUGUGAUCAUAUGGAAAGAUGUCAGACAUUGGGGACUGGUUCAGAAGCAUCCCUCUCAUCACCCGGUCCUGGUUUGCUGCUUCGAUUGCAGUUCCCUUCAUUGGAAAACUAGGACUGAUUGAUUUCAGGAACCUCAUGCUAUUUCCAGAGCUGGUCAUAAGCAAAUUUCAUCUCUGGAGACCAGUGACAGCCACCUUGUAUUUCCCUAUAACCCCUAAUACUGGGUUUCUGUACCUGGUCAACCUCUAUUUCCUCUACCACUACUCCAGUCGGUUAGAGACAGGGGCGUUUGAUGGCAGACCUGCAGACUACAUAUUCAUGCUCUUCUUCAACUGGAUCUGCAUUGUUAUAACCGGGAUGCUGAUGAACAUGCGGCUGCUGAUGAUCCCACUGAUCAUGUCGGUGCUCUACGUCUGGGCUCAGUUCAACAAAGACAUGGUCGUGUCCUUCUGGUUCGGAACACGGUUCAAGGCACAUUAUCUACCUUGGGUCAUUCUGGUUUUCAACUUCAUCAUCGGAGGCUCGUUUGUGAAUGAACUAACGGGGAACCUGGUGGGUCAUCUCUACUUCUUCCUCAUGUUCAAAUAUCCCAUGGACCUGGGAGGACGCGCCUUCCUCUCAACGCCAGAGUUCUUGUAUCGGUUCUUCCCCAACAGGAGGGGAGGAGUGUCGGGCUUUGGAGUCCCCCCCAGCAGACCAGCUGCCCAGGAGCAGGGAGGAGGAGGUGGGGGAGAAGGAGGGGGAGGGGGAAGAGGAAGAGGACGUCACAACUGGGGCGAAGGCUUCCGCCUGGGGGGUGAAUAAGCGGGGAGACGAGAGAGAGAGAGAGAGCUACCCCCCCCACCCCUCUUUUGCUCCCAAUAACAAAUGGUGUUGUUUCAGGUUAAAGUGCUUGCUUCCUCUCUUUUCUUUUGUCUGAGGGCAACCCUCGACUUAACAUUGAAUUCACAACUAUGUUUUAAAGGCUCAAAGGAGAUGAAAUCUGAGGAAGCACGCAUUUUAACCAAGAAAGCAGCGCACAGCAGGACUCUGACCAUAGGCUCAAUUAACUAUUACUACUACUGCGGGUGUGUCCAUGUGAAGCAGAUAGAAGGAAAUAUGAAUAAAUAUUUUUUUUUUUUUUUUAAUGUGAUGAUUCUUGCGCUCUCCUCCCCUUCUUCCUUAUUUUCACCCCGCUCCACCUUUUUCUCUACACCCUUCCAUUGGACUGUCGAGACCAGAGAUGUUGCAGCUGCACACUAGCUUGCUGUUAAUUCUGACUGGUGUUCCUGUCCUGUUCCCUCUCUCUCCGUGAUGCCAUAUCAGAUUACAUUGUAAUUACCAACGCACUGGGAGUGUGCUCUCAGCUGAACAUGGGCAAAGCUAUUUAGAGAGCACCGUUUCCAGGUCUGAUUUUACAUGGGUGUAAAAUGUUUUUAAGCCUUUGUGGCACAGACCUGAUCUUCUGUCUUAAGCUCUGAUCUUGACCGAAAUAAGGUGAAGAUGGGAUUUUUGCUCUUUUUGUAAAUAUAACGAUUGUUUAUUGAAAGGAUGAGCGAGUCUGAGUAAUUAUGGUACUAUCCAUGUCUCAAUCUUCUUCUCCAGAGUCAGGAGAGUUCAGCCAAUGAUGUGCCAGUGUGGCUGGUUGACAGACUAUACAAGUAUGAACAAUAUACAAUUAGGGCUGACACCAACUAUUAUUUUCCAUGUCAAUUAACUGCCAAUUAUUUUUUUGUCAUGAAUCACUUGUUUUAUAAAUGUCAGAAAAUGGUGA
Anarrhichthys ocellatus (wolf-eel) is the source of this 1899-nucleotide messenger RNA. It is a transcript of the gene derl1, whose product is annotated as derlin 1. The record is from RefSeq and is a predicted model, not a curated record. Lineage: Eukaryota; Metazoa; Chordata; Actinopteri; Perciformes; Anarhichadidae. The transcript is spliced from 8 exons. Bases 165 to 950 code for a protein of 261 amino acids.